Vidua chalybeata is the source of this 1986-nucleotide messenger RNA. It is a transcript of the gene TRA2A, whose product is annotated as transformer 2 alpha homolog. The coding region runs from base 191 to 1018 and encodes 275 amino acids. The transcript has 8 exons. Lineage: Eukaryota; Metazoa; Chordata; Aves; Passeriformes; Viduidae. The record is from RefSeq and is a predicted model, not a curated record. Gene Ontology annotation, cellular component: spliceosomal complex. Gene Ontology annotation, biological process: positive regulation of mRNA splicing, via spliceosome. Gene Ontology annotation, molecular function: RNA binding.
GGAGCGGCCGCGGCGGCGCCAUUUUGCGGCGGUGCGGGAGGCGCGGGCGGGAGGUGGCUGUGGUGGUAGUGCCGGUAAUAGCGGCAGUAGCGGUAACGGUGGCGAUAACAGCGGCCGUGGGUGUUGCUGCUGCUAAUCGGGACUAGCGUCCCCCGUUCGCCCCAGCCCCCUUGGCCAGGACUCUGCCGACAUGAGCGACGUGGAGGAGAACAACUUCGAGGGGAGGGAGUCUCGCUCCCAGUCAAAGUCUCCAGCUGGGAGUCCUGCUCGUGUAAAAUCAGAGAGCAGGUCAGGAUCUCGCAGUCCAUCGAGGGCUUCCAAACAUUCUGAAUCGCACUCUAGGUCAAGAUCAAAAUCAAGAUCCAGGUCCAGAAGACAUUCGCACAGACGUUACACUCGUUCCAGAUCCCAUUCUCAUUCCCAUAGGAGACGUUCUCGAAGCAGAUCAUACACACCAGAAUACCGCCGUCGCAGGAGCCGUAGUCAUUCUCCAAUGUCCAACAGAAGAAGGCACACUGGCAGCAGAGCUAAUCCAGAUCCAAAUACCUGUCUUGGAGUGUUUGGUCUCAGUUUGUACACUACUGAGAGAGAUUUACGUGAAGUCUUCUCCCGUUACGGACCUUUGACUGGUGUCAAUGUGGUUUAUGAUCAACGGACUGGACGAUCAAGAGGAUUUGCUUUUGUUUAUUUUGAAAGAAUUGAUGACUCUAAAGAGGCGAUGGAGCAUGCAAAUGGAAUGGAGCUGGAUGGCAGGAGGAUUCGAGUGGAUUAUUCAAUCACCAAAAGAGCACAUACACCCACCCCAGGCAUCUACAUGGGCAGGCCAACACACAGUGGAGGAGGUGGUGGUGGUGGAGCGGGUCGUCGCCGGGAUUCAUAUUAUGAUAGGGGGUAUGACAGAGGAUAUGACAGAUAUGAAGAAUAUGACUACAGAUACAGGAGACGAUCACCAUCGCCUUAUUAUAGUCGAUACCGAUCGCGAUCAAGAUCCCGUUCCUAUAGUCCAAGGCGCUACUGAAGAUCAGAAGAGUUACAGUUGAGGACUUGAUUUUUAAAUACAAAGUUCAGAUCUUUAGAAUCCCUACUGCUUUCCCUUCCAUCUUCCCUUUCUUGUCCUCCUUCCAGCUCUUUCACAAGUCUUUGGUUCAUUUAGAAUAUACAUAUUUUCAGUUGAAGUAUUCCUAUUUUCCAUCCCUUCUUAUUGUAAUACUCUUAAAUAUUGUAAUUGUUGUAGUUUUUGUGUAGUAAGACAUCUUGAGAAAAAUAUAGAGAACCCCAAAGUGCUGAUACAUUUUGGAAGUCAUUCCUAUUUUAUUUCUAAAACAGUUGGACUCCUGACUAAUCAGAAGAGAGCAUUGAUAUUUUUAAAGCUUGCAUGUCAUAUGUAGUAUACACACUCGGAUACUUUAACAUAAACCUGCAUUUCCAAGUAACUUGUUAAUCUUUCUGUUAAAAUGUUUACCUAUUACUUUGAUAAACAAGUAAUGACUUCGAGUCUUUUCUGUAAUGAUAAAUUUGCUUAGAUAGUCAUGAACCAGAUUAUUUUUUAAUUUUUUUUUUUGUCAAGUAGUUGCUUUGAAAGUAGACUAUUUGAGCUAGAUCAGAGUUUGGUAUUUGACUGACUGGGAGAAUAUUUCCUUGUACACUCAAAAUUAAGGCUGUGUGUUUUCUAUAAAAAAGUUUCUGGAUUGCUACACAGUGGAUAACAGUUGAAAUUAAAACUGUUAAAUUCCUGGGGUCUUUGUGGUACUUCAUUGAAUAUUUCCCCUUAAUUGGUGCAGGAGAAAAAAUAUUUAUUGAACAUAGCAAUUAGUUAUAUAAUUUGCUGUUCAUGAAAGAAAAAAUGGCCAACUUUUUGGUAUUGAAAUAAUGAUGGAGCAAGUUUUGUUUCCAGUCCGUUUUGAACUUUUGGAAGUAUGAAUGGAAAAACCUACAGCUAUAUGUAAACCUUUUUUCCCCCUCAAUAAAAGUUAAGUCCACUGAUAA